AGCGCUCGCCUUACGCCUGCGCCGUCCCCAUGGUGACCGGUCCCUCCGUCCAGAGGCGGCUCUGCGCCUGCGCCGUCACCAUGGUGACCGGUCCCUCCUCCCGGUACCCGAGCGGGGUGACCCGGAUGUAAAGGGGCCGCGUUUCCGGGUUGUGCCCGGCAGGAUGGCGGCGGACACGCAGGUUUCCGAGACGCUGAAGCGUUUUGCAGUGAAAGUGACCACGGCCAGCGUAAAGGAACGGAGAGAGAUCCUCAACGAACUGGGAAAAUGUGUUGCCGGGAAAGAUCUGCCCGAGGGAGCCGUGAAAGGCCUCUGCAAGUUGUUCUGCCUGACUCUGCAUCGCUACAGAGACGCGGCAUCCCGCCGGGCCCUGCAGUCGGCCAUCCAGCAGCUGGCGGAGGCCCAGCCCGAAGCCACCACCAAGAACCUCCUGCAGUCGCUUCAGUCUUCAGGAAUCAGCUGCAAGGCCGGCGUUCCCAGUAAGAGCAGCGGGUCGGCGGCUUUGCUGGCGCUCUCCUGGACCUGCCUGCUCGUGCGCAUCGUCUUCCCCACGCGGGCCAAGAGGCAAGGAGAGACCUGGAAGAAACUGGUGGAAGUCCAGUGCCUGCUUCUGCUGGAAGUCCUGGGCGGCUCUCACAAGCACGCGGUGGACGGAGCCGUGAAGAAACUCAACAAGCUGUGGAAGGAGAACCCAGGCCUGGUGGACCAGUACCUGGCGGUCAUUCUCAGCCUGGAACCCAACCAGAACUACGCAGGGAUGCUGGGGCUACUGGUGCAGUUCUGCACGGGCCACAAAGAAAUGGACGUGGUCAACCGUCACAAGAGUGCCCUUCUGGAGUUCUACGUGAAGAACAUCUUGAUGAGUAAGACCAAACCCCAGAAGCACCUGCUGGACCGCUGCGCUCCCCUGCUUCGCUACGUCUCUCACUCGGAGUUCAAGGACCAGGUACUGCCCAUCCUGCAGAAGUCCCUGCUGCGGAGCCCCGAGAACGUCAUCGGAACCGUUUCCAGUUUAUUGGCAUCGGUGAAUCUCGAUCUCAGCCAGUACGCUUUGGACGUCGUAAAAGGAUUGGCCAGUCAGCUGAAGUCUAACAGCGCCCAGCUGAUGGAGGAGGCUGUGGUGGCAUUAAGGAAUCUGGCCCGUCAGUGCAGCGAUUCGUCAGCCGUGGAGUCCCUGGCGAGACAUCUGUUUGCCAUCUUAGGAGGCUCAGAGGGCAAGCUGACCGUUGUGGCUCAGAAGAUGAGCGUCCUCUCAGGGAUUGGAAGCUUCAGUCAUCACGUGGUCUCUGGGUCUUCCAGUCAAGCGCUGAACGGAACUGUGGCCGAGCUGUUCAUCCCUUUCCUCCAGCAAGAAGUCCACGAAGGCACCCUGGUGCACGCGGUCUCGGUCCUUGCCCUCUGGUGCAGCCGGUUCUCCACGGAAGUGCCCAACAAGCUCAUCGAAUGGUUUAAGAAAGCCUUCAGCCUUAAAACCUCCACGUCGGCCGUGAGACACGCCUACCUGCAGUGCAUGCUCUGCUCGUUCCGAGGCGACACGCUUUUACAAGGAAUGGCUUUGCUGCCCCUGCUGAUUCAGGCCGUGGAAAAGGCGGGAUCCCAAAGUACUCAGGUCUCAGCGGUGACCGAAGGGGUGGCCGCCGCCCUGCUGAUCUGCAGACUGUCAGUGGUGGACGUGCAGGCCGAGGCCAAGCUGAGCGGUUUCUGGCAGCUGAUCGUGGAUGAGAAGAAGCAGAUUUUCACCUCUGAAAAAUUCCUGCUGUUGGCUUCCGAGGAUGCCCUGUGCACCGUGCUGCAGCUCGCCGAGCGGCUCCUCCUGGACCAGGCGCAUCGCCUCCCGGGCAGCAAAGUUCAGCAAUACCACCGGGCGCUGGCGGCCGUGCUCCUCAGCCGCCCCUGGCACGUGCGCAGGCAGGCGCAGCAGACGGUGCGGAAGCUCCUGUCCUCCCUGGGCGGCUUCCGUCUGGCCUACGGGCUCCUGGAGGAGCUGAAAGCCGUCCUCGAUUCUCACAAGGUGUUGCCUUCGGAGGCUCUGUGGACCGAAUCGGGCGAGAUGGCGGAGUUGGGCAAGGCCUACGUGCCCCCCCGGGUCCUGCAGGAAACCCUGUGUGUGAUCUCGGGGGUGCCGGGCUUGGAGUCCGACCCCACCGAGACGGAGAGACUGGCCCAGGAGAUGCUCAUCAUCACCCAUCAUCCUUCCAUAGUCGCCGUGCAGUCUGGGCUUUGGCCGUCCCUCCUUGCGAGGAUGAAGCUUAACCCGACCGACUUCAUUACCAAGCACCUGGACCAGAUGCUGCCCAGAAUCACCUCCCAGGCUCCCCUGAACCAGUCGUCCAUGAACGCGAUGGGCUCGCUGUCCAUCCUGUCUCCCAGCCGGGUCCUCCCACAGUUGAUGGGCACCAUCGCGGCCUCGGUGCGGAACCCCGCCCUGUUCCAGGUGACGCGCGAGGAGUUUGCCAUCAUGCAGACGCCCGCGGGGGAACUGUACGACAAAUCCAUCAUUCAGAGUGCCCAGCAAGACAGCACGAAAAAAGCCAACAUGAAGCGAGAGAACAAGGCGUACUCCUUCAAGGAGCAGAUCAUCGAGCUGGAGCUGAAAGAGGAAAUAAAGAAGAAGAAGGGAAUAAAGGAAGAGGUACAGUUGACCAGCAAGCAAAAAGAAAUGAUGCAGGCCCAGCUGGACAAGGAGGCCCAGAUCAGGAGGCGACUGCGGGAGCUGGACGGCGAGCUGGAGGCAGCCCUGGGACUCCUGGAAACCAUCCUGAGCAAGAACCCUCCCGGCCUCUCCCAGUACAUCCCCAUCCUGGUCGGCUCCUUCUUGCCGCUCCUGAAUUCCCCGCUGGCCGCUCCCAGGAUCAAGGGCCCGUUCCUCGCCUUGCCCGGCUGCGUCCUGUCUGGACGGCUGAAGACGUUGGGUACCUUGGUGAGUCACGUAACCCUGCGCUUGCUGAAGCCGGAGUGUGCUCUGGAUAAAUCCUGGUGCCAAGAGGAGCUGCCGACGGCCACCAAGCGAGCCGUGACCCUGCUUCACGCCCAGACCGUCCCCAGCAAGACCGGCAAGGGGGAGCCAGGUGCCUCGCCCUUGUCAGCGCCGGCGUUUUCCUUGGUCUUUCCUUUCCUGAAGAUAGUGCUGACGGAGACGCCGAACCCGAGCGAAGAGGCGGAGCAGCUCAGGGUCCAGAUUCUGCAGAUCCUGACCGUCCACGCUCAGCUGAGGUCGUCCCCGAAGAGCAAAUCCGUGUUGGUGGAUGAGAACGGCCCCGAGCUCCUGCCUCGUACCGACAUGCUGCUGCUGCUCACCCGGCUGGUUGGGACCGGUUCUCCCCACUUACAGGUGCUGGCCACCAACGCGCUGACCGCCCUGUGCGCCAGCAGCGGCGGCGGAGCCGGCUGCGCCUUCGCCGAGCAGGAGGAGGUGGACGUGCUGCUGCGGGCCCUGCAGGCCCCCUGCUCCAACGUGCGCGAUGCCGCGCUCCGGGGACUGUCGGAGCUCCGGCUGGUUCUCCCGACCCCAGACAGCGACGAGAAGAACGGGAUGGAUCUGCUUCGCCGUCUCUGGGUGGUCAAGUUCGACGUGGAAGAGGAGAUCCGGAAACUGGCCGAGAGGCUCUGGGAAUCCAUGGGCCUGGAGCUGCGGCCCAGCCUCUGCUCCCUGCUGAUCGAAGACGUGAUCCACCCGGAGGAGGCGGUGCGGCAGGCGGGGGCCUCGGCCCUCUCCCACGCCGUGGCUCUCUACCGGAGGCAGGCGGCCGAAGUCAUGGGGAGACUCAUGGAGAUCUACCAGGCCAAGCUCUACAGGCCGCCGCCCAUCCUGGACGCCUUGGGACGAGUCAUCUCGGAAUCUCCUCCUGAUCAGUGGGAAGCCAGGUGUGGGCUGGCCCUGGCCCUGAACAAGCUCUCGGAAUACCUGGACAGCUCCCAGGUGAAGCCGCUCUUUCAGUUCUUCGUCCCGGACGCGCUCAACGACCGCCGCCCCGAAGUCCGCAAGUGCAUGUUGGAUGCAGCCAUCGCCACGCUCAACACCCACGGCAAGGAGAACGUCAACUCCCUCCUGCCGGUGUUUGAGGAGUUCCUGAAGAACGCCCCCAACGACGCCAGCUAUGACGCCGUCCGGCAGAGCGUGGUGAUCCUGAUGGGCUCCCUGGCCAAGCAUCUGGACAAGAGUGACCCCAAAGUGAAGCCAAUUGUCGCCAAGCUGGUAGCGGCCCUCUCCACCCCAUCGCAACAGGUCCAGGAGUCGGUGGCCAGCUGCCUGCCCCCUCUGGUACCGGCCAUCAAGGACGACGCGGGAGGGAUGAUCCAGAAGCUGAUGCAGCUGCUUCUCGAGUCGGAGAAGUACGCCGAGCGCAAAGGAGCGGCCUACGGGCUGGCGGGCCUGGUGAAGGGCCUGGGCAUCCUCUCGCUGAAGCAGCAGGAGAUGAUGACCACCCUGACCGACGCCAUCCAGGACAAGAAGAACUUCCGCCGGCGAGAGGGAGCCCUCUUUGCCUUCGAGAUGCUGUGCAGCAUGCUUGGAAAGCUGUUCGAGCCCUAUGUGGUGCACGUUCUGCCCCACCUGCUGCUCUGCUUCGGAGACGGGAACCAGUACGUGCGGGAGGCCGCGGAUGACUGCGCCAAGGCCGUGAUGAGCAACCUGAGCGCCCACGGGGUGAAGCUCGUGCUGCCCUCCCUCCUGGCUGCUCUGGAGGAGGAGUCCUGGAGAACCAAAGCCGGGUCUGUGGAAUUGCUGGGGGCCAUGGCCUACUGUGCCCCCAAGCAGCUCUCGUCCUGCCUGCCCAACAUCGUGCCAAAGCUCACCGAGGUGCUGACCGACUCGCACGUCAAAGUCCAGAAGGCCGGGCAGCAGGCCCUCCGGCAGAUCGGCUCCGUCAUCAGGAACCCCGAGAUCUUGGCUAUCGCCCCGGUCCUUCUGGACGCCUUGACCGACCCUUCCAGGAAGACCCAGAAGUGCCUGCAGACCCUACUGGACACCAAGUUCGUCCACUUCAUCGACGCCCCGUCCCUCGCCCUCAUCAUGCCCAUCGUCCAGCGGGCCUUCCAGGACCGCUCCACCGACACGCGGAAGAUGGCGGCCCAGAUCAUCGGCAAUAUGUACUCUCUGACGGACCAGAAGGAUCUGGCUCCUUACCUGCCCAGCGUGACGCCUGGCCUGAAGGCCUCUCUGUUGGAUCCGGUGCCUGAGGUGCGAACGGUGUCCGCCAAGGCCCUCGGGGCGAUGGUGAAGGGCAUGGGGGAGUCGUGCUUUGAGGACCUGCUGCCGUGGCUGAUGGAGACGCUGACGUACGAGCAGAGCUCGGUGGAUCGCUCCGGAGCGGCCCAAGGGCUGGCCGAGGUCAUGGCCGGACUGGGGGUGGAGAAGCUGGAGAAGCUGAUGCCCGAGAUCGUGGCCACGGCCAGCAAGGUGGACAUUGCCCCCCACGUCCGAGACGGCUACAUCAUGAUGUUCAACUACCUGCCCAUCACGUUCGGGGACAAGUUCACGCCGUACGUGGGCCCCAUCAUCCCCUGCAUCCUCAAGGCCCUGGCCGACGAGAACGAGUUUGUGCGGGACACGGCCCUGAAGGCCGGCCAGCGCAUCAUCUCCAUGUACGCCGAGACCGCCAUCGCCCUCCUGCUGCCUCAGCUGGAGCAAGGCCUCUUUGACGAUCUGUGGAGAAUAAGGUUCAGCUCGGUGCAACUCCUCGGCGACCUCCUCUUCCACAUCUCGGGCGUCACCGGGAAAAUGACCACGGAAACGGCCUCUGAGGAUGACAACUUUGGAACCGCCCAGUCCAACAAGGCCAUCAUCAGCGCCCUGGGCGUGGAGCGGCGGAACCGCGUGCUGGCCGGCCUGUACAUGGGCCGAUCGGACACCCAGCUGGUCGUUCGCCAGGCGUCCCUGCACGUCUGGAAGAUCGUGGUGUCCAACACCCCCCGCACCCUGCGGGAGAUCCUCCCCACCCUCUUCGGCCUCCUCCUGGGCUUUCUGGCCAGCACCUGCCCCGACAAGAGGACGAUCGCAGCCCGGACGCUGGGAGACCUCGUCCGGAAGCUAGGAGAGAAGAUCCUCCCGGAAAUCAUUCCCAUCCUCGAGGAGGGCCUGCGGUCGGAGAAGAGCGACGAGAGGCAGGGGGUGUGCAUCGGGCUCAGCGAGAUCAUGAAGUCCACCAGCAGGGAUGCGGUGCUGUUCUUCUCCGAGUCCCUGGUCCCCACGGCAAGGAAGGCCCUGUGCGACCCGCUGGAGGAGGUGAGGGAGGCCGCGGCCAAGACCUUCGAGCAGCUGCAUUCCACCAUCGGCUUCCAGGCCCUCGAGGACAUCCUGCCCUUCCUGCUGAAGCAGCUGGAUGACCCGGAGAUGUCCGAGUUUGCCCUGGAUGGCCUGAAGCAAGUGAUGGCGGUGAAAAGUCGGGUGGUGCUGCCCUACCUGGUGCCCAAACUGACCUCCGCGCCCGUCAACACCCGGGUCCUGGCUUUCCUGUCGACGGUGGCCGGGGACGCCCUGACGCGCCACCUCGGCGUCAUCCUGCCGGCCGUCAUGUCCGCCCUGAAAGAGAAGCUCGGGACCGGCCACGAGCAGCUGGAGGUGGCCAACUGCCAGGCGGUCAUCCUGUCGGUGGAGGAUGACGCCGGACAGAGGAUCAUCAUCGAGGACCUGCUGGAGGCCACCCGCAGCCCGGAGGUGGGCAUGAGGCAGGCGGCUGCCAUGAUCCUCAACAUCUACUGCUCCAAGUCGAAGGCCGACUACACGGGCCACCUGCGGGGCCUGGUCUCGGGCCUGAUCCGUCUCUUCAACGACGCCAACGGCGUUGUCCUGGACGAGAGCUGGGACGCCCUCAACUCCAUCACCAAGAAGCUGGACGCCGGCAACCAGCUGGCUCUCAUCGAAGACCUGCACAGGGACAUCCGGAUGGUCGGGAACGACGCCAAAGGGGAGCACGUGCCAGGGUUCUGCAUCCCAAAGAAGGGCGUCACCUCCAUCCUUCCCGUGCUGCGCGAAGGAGUCCUGGCCGGCAACCCGGAGCAGAAAGAGGAGGCGGCCAAAGCCUUGGGCCUGGUGAUCCAGCUGACGUCGGCGGAAGCCCUGAAGCCGUCCGUGGUCAGCAUCACCGGGCCCCUGAUCCGCAUCUUGGGCGACCGCUUCAGCUGGAACGUCAAGGUGGCUCUGCUGGAAACCCUCAGCCUCCUCCUGGCCAAGGUGGGGAUCGCCCUGAAGCCGUUCCUGCCCCAGCUGCAGACGACGUUCACCAAAGCGCUCCAGGACUCGAACCGGGCCGUCCGCCUCAAGGCCGCCGAUGCCCUGGGGAAGCUGAUCGCCAUCCACGUCAAGGUGGACCCGCUGUUCACCGAGCUGCUCAACGGAAUCCGCACCAGCGAGGACUCCGGCAUCAGAGACACCAUGCUCCAAGCCCUGCGGUUUGUAACGCAAGGAGCCGGCGCCAAAGUGGACGCGGCCAUUCGGAAGAACAUCACCACCGUGUUGCUCGGCAUGCUGGGACACGAUGAGGAUGCCACGCGCAUGGCUUCGGCCGGCUGCCUCGGGGAGCUCUGCGCCUUCCUCGCCGACGAGGAGCUCGGCACCGUUCUCCAGCAGCACCUGCUCGCGGACGUGUCCGGGAUCGACUGGAUGGUGCGGCACGGGCGGAGCCUGGCGCUGUCGGUGGCCGUGAACGCGGCCCCCGGCAGGCUCUGUAACCCCAAGUACGGCCCCGGCGUGCAGGAGAUGAUCUUCAGCCACGCCGCCGCUGACAGGAUCCCCAUCGCGGUGAGCGGCGUCCGGGGCAUGGGCUUCCUGAUGAAGCAUCACAUCGGGGCCGAAGGGGGCCACCUGCCCGGCAAACUCUCCAGCUUCUUCAUCAAGUGUCUGCAGAACCCGUCCAGCGACAUCAAGCUGGUGGCCGAGAAGAUGAUCUGGUGGGCCAACAAAGACCGGCUGCCGCCCCUGGAUCCCCAAGUCAUCAAGCCCAUCGUGAAGGCGCUGCUGGACAACACCAAGGACAAGAACCCCGGCGUUCGGGCGUACAGCGACCAGGCCAUCGUCAACCUGCUGAAGAUGAGGCAGGGCGAGGCCGUCUUCCAGGCCGUCUCCAAGAUCCUGGACGCGGCCAGCCUGGAGCUGUUGAACGAGAGCUGCCGGCGGUCCCUGAAGAAGCUGGCCGGCCAGGCCGACUCCCUGGAACAGAUCGACGACACCAUCCUGACGUGACGGGCCGGGCCCACGGCAGCGGGACUCCAGACCGACCGACCCCUCGACGUUUCCAUUUUGGAAAAUACCUUGAGUUGCGACGGGGGCGGGGGCUUGGGAAGGGGCCUCCCCGGAGAGUAUUUUAAUCUUCCGAACAGACCGCAGCAGAAGCCUUAAUCCGACCCGCGUGCGAUUGAAAAUGACCUCCUCCUCUUCCUCCUCCUCUUUCUCCUCCUCCUCACCUGGAGGUGGCCAGCUCACCUGCCCGGCGGGCGACGGGGAGGCGGCGGAGGGUGUGGACUCGACGUGGUCCUCGGUCCCUGCUCGUGUGCGGUUUUGUCUUUGGUUCGGAACCCAGCGGACCCCUAAUCCGACCGCGGCGGUGUUGAAAUAGCCAUAGCAGUUACCGGGUGCCGGGGAGGGGGGGAAAUGCAGGCUGUCGAAAGGCGGAACGUUUAAUAAAGGCUUUGACUUAA
Molecule: messenger RNA, 8634 nt
Organism: Tachyglossus aculeatus (Australian echidna)
Lineage: Eukaryota; Metazoa; Chordata; Mammalia; Monotremata; Tachyglossidae
Gene: GCN1
Product: GCN1 activator of EIF2AK4
Exons: 58
Coding region: 164-8179 (2671 amino acids)
Biological process (GO): regulation of translation; cellular response to amino acid starvation
Cellular component (GO): cytosol
Molecular function (GO): protein kinase regulator activity
Source: RefSeq, a predicted model, not a curated record